This is a messenger RNA of Salmo salar (Atlantic salmon), 1889 nucleotides long. NCBI's taxonomy places the organism in Eukaryota, Metazoa, Chordata, Actinopteri, Salmoniformes, Salmonidae. The record is from RefSeq and is a predicted model, not a curated record.
UCUAACUCUGUCUCUCUUCUCCCUCCCCCAGGUGAAUAAGCCAGGUGUGAUGCGGGACCAGAUCAGUGUUAGCGGGGCUCAGUUGAAGGUCAAGUACCCGUACGAAGACUCCACCUACAACCGCAAGGUCAAUGCUGUUACCGCGACAACGCACAACGGCAACAGCGCCGCCGGACAGAUCACCGGUAAACCAGCAUCGGUGCCUGGACAGUCUAAAGAGCGCUCCGCUGGACAGAUCACCGGUAAACCAGCAUCGGUGCUUGGACUGUCUAAAGAACGCAGCGCAGACAGUACGGGAUCCAGUAAGGGGUCGUCAGAGAGCACCGGACCCUGGGGGGGCAAACUGGUGGGGCCCCUGACUCCUGAACAGGCCCUCAGACAGUACCGCUCACAACUUACUAUCCCGGAACAGAGUGAGAUACACUCCUACCCAGAGGUGUAUUUCCUGGGUCCCAACGCUAAGAAGCGUCCUGCGGUUGCUGGGGGCAACAACAAUGGGGGUUUUGAUGACGAGCAGGGAGGGUACAUCCAUGUACCCCACGAUCACCUGGCCUUCAGAUACGAGUUCCUCAAAGUCAUCGGCAAGGGCAGCUUCGGACAGGUGGCGAAGGUGUACGACCACAAGCUGCAGCAACACCUGGCGCUGAAGAUGGUCCGUAACGAGAAGCGUUUCCACCGCCAGGCGCAGGAGGAAAUACGUAUCCUGGAGCACCUCCGUAAGCAGGACCGCUCCGGAACCAUGAACGCCGUCCACAUGCUAGAACACUUCACCUUCAGAAACCACAUCUGCAUGACCUUUGAACUGCUCAGCAUGAACCUGUAUGAGCUGAUCAAGAGGAAUAAAUUCCAGGGCUUCAGCCUGCCGCUCGUCAGGAAGUUCGCCCACAGCAUCCUGCAGUGUCUGGAGGCUUUGAGCCGACACCGGAUCAUCCACUGUGACCUGAAGCCGGAGAAUAUACUGCUGAAACAGCAAGGACGGAGUGGAAUCAAGGUGAUAGACUUCGGUUCGUCAUGUUUCCAUCACCAGCGUGUCUACACGUACAUCCAGUCCCGCUUCUACCGCGCCCCCGAGGUCAUCCUGGGGUCACGCUACGGUCUCCCCAUUGACAUGUGGUCAUUUGGCUGUAUCCUGUCUGAGCUGUUGACAGGAUAUCCCAUGUUCCCCGGGGAGGACGAAGGGGAUCAGCUAGCCUGUGUCAUGGAGCUACUGGGCAUGCCCCCUACCAAGCUACUGGAGCAAGCCAAGAGGGCCAAGAACUUCAUCUCUUCCAAGGGCCACCCGCGCUACUGCGGAGCUAACACCUUGCCCAGCGGGGCCACGGUUUUCACAGGCUCCCGAUCGCGCAGGGGGAAGCUCCGGGGUCCUCCGGCUAGUAAAGAGUGGAGCGCGGCCCUGAAGGGAUGUGAAGAUCUCACCUUCACGGACUUUAUUAAAAGGUGUCUAGAUUGGGACCCUUCCAGCAGACUGACCCCUAGUCAGGCCCUCAGACACCCCUGGUUGUAUCGACGUCUGCCUAAACCCCUGGGCCCCGCCGCCGGGGAGAAGAAGGGAGCGACGGAACAUCACUCUACCUCCUUCCCGUCCAUCCUGCCGGCUAAAGGAGGGAGCGGCGCAGCGGCAAAUCACAACAAACUGAGAGCCAACAUGAUGGGAGACUCAGCAGGGUCCGUACCCCUCCGCACCGUGCUGCCCAAACUGGUCUCAUAGACAGAUGGACACAACCCAGGAGGUUUUAAAGUUAUUUUCUCUUUUGGUUUUUCUGUGUUUUUUAAUGAUUUUUUGGGGGGGGGGGAAACGUGUGGACACUCCAGGUGUUGAUUUAGAAUUGUAUCUGAAGGUGUGUGGAUGAACGGCCCGUUGGACAGACGAUAUAAAGGUUUUUACAGCA